Molecule: messenger RNA, 2154 nt
Organism: Closterium sp. Naga37s-1
Lineage: Eukaryota; Viridiplantae; Streptophyta; Zygnematophyceae; Desmidiales; Closteriaceae
Source: the annotation of a GenBank genome assembly
AUGUUCAGAUCCGCCCGAACCGCGAUCGUCGCAGCAGCAGGAGGAUUACCGACCCGCUGCGCCGCGUAUACCUCACGCGCAACAGUCCUUCCCACACAAGUUCAUCCCACGCGGUUCCUCCGAACCCGAAGCGCGCGAAAUUUCCCUAGUAACUUGCCCUCCCCUUAUCGCCUAGCCGUUUUCGCCGCGAGCGGUGCAAGCCAAGCCUCGGGUGGAUUUGAGCCGUCCGUAUCGGCUCAGAUCCGUGGGAUCGGGGAAGGGGAGUCCGGCGGGAAGUUUGGCGGAAGGUUCCUGCAGGAUGACGUGGGCCCGAACCAAGUGGUUCUCGAGGCGCAGGCGCGUGUGUGCACGGGACCCACGCAGACCCGGCCGCUGGGAGAAGAGGAGAUGCGGCGCGUCUUGGAGCAGAUCUUGCUUUCAGGUGUGCCCUCAGCGAAAGGCGAGCUCCCAUCAGAGCGUGUCUCACGCGCGCAAAUGGGCGCAUUCUUUGCGGGCAUGACGGUGCGCGCCAACUGCUUCCCCCCGCCACGCAGUGGAGUGACCCACACAACAACCCUUCCCUCUGUCCGCCCCUUUUGCACCCUGUCCCUUUCCUCACCGCCCCCAUACACCAGCAAAACGCGAGCUCCCCACAUCAGAGCGCGUGUCACGGGCGCAGAUGGGGGCGUUCUUCGCGGGCAUGACGCAAAGGGCGAACUGGCCCCAUCAGAGCGCGUCUCACGCGCACAGAUGGGCGCGUUCUUUGCGGGCAUGACGGUGCGCGCCAACUGCUUCCCUCCUCCCACGCAGUGGAGUGAGGGGGAGAGGCGCGCGCUGGUUGACAUGUGGCCCGCCCUCAGAUACCACCUCCCCCGGGACGUGCUCUUCCUUGCCGACCCUCAGGGCUCCAUUUUCAACGAUGCGCUCCCUGUGGGUCCGACCUUUAACGGCCACGGGUCGGAGCAGGAGGCGCAGGUGGUGGGGGAUCUCAGGGACAUUCUGUUCGGCGUGCACCUUGGCUUCCAGGAAACCAUGUCGCUGCUGCAGAACUUGCUGCCCAUGAGGGGCGGCUCUGAGGAGCGAGCGGAGGGAGUGAGCGAUGCACUGGUGGCGGCAUAUUUGAUCGCCGUGCGCAUGAACCGAGAGACCGACAGAGAGCUCAAGGCGUUCUGCCUCGCGUUUGACCAGGAGCUGGGACCAGCCCCAAUCGCAAGAGUCCCUUCUUUAACCCACUACGGGGAUCCCUACGAUGGCAGCACGCGCUACUUCCGCCCCACUCUCUUCGUGGCGGCGGUCAGGGCGAACUGUGGAGAGGCGUGCCUGCUGCAUGGGGUGGACGCCUUCCCUCCCAAGCUCGGGGCCACAGAGGAAGCAAUGCUGAACCUGCUGGGAGCAAACACCAACCUCUCCCCGCCUCUAGCUGCUGCUAUUCUCGAGGACCCGCAAGUCCACAUGGCCUAUCUCAGCCUCAAGGACUGCUCUCCCUCUUGCUACUCAUCGGUGGACAUGCGGAGGCACAUCAAGAAGCGGCCAACGUUUGCCACCACAGAGAAAGUGCAGCGCUACAUUCAUGCAUCAGGGCGAGAGGCCAUGGUAGCAGGGUUUUACCAUGAAGGAUACGAGGAACCGCUGCUGAUGCUUAUGCGCAGGCAGCCCGUGGAAGCAGGGCUCGUGGUGAAGGGCGAGGAGGGGUCCCUAGCUCUCAUGACCCGCCGCCCGGCCCCAGAUGCUCCCAAAAAAGGCCGCCCGGUGAACUACUGCGCGGGCUUCCGGCCGGGAAACAAUGGGAGUGGAUGGCAGGAAAGGGGAGCGGUGAGGGGAGGGGAGGGAGGGGAGGAGAGUGAGAGUGGAGGGGAGGAGGAUGGGUUUUACCGCGAGACGUUUUCGGUGGAAGCUGAUGCUGUGUCGGUUGGCAUGGAAGAGACUCUCACACCGCGGAUUGACCGAUCGGCGCAGAAGAAUCUGGACUUGGGACUGGAAGCACUGAGAGGAGUGAAAGGGCCGGCAUAUGACAGGAUAGUGUUCAACGCAGCGGUGCAGGAUCACCUGUUGGGGUGGGGUGCGAGGGCGAUUGGGUUGGAAGCAGCGGUGGAGAGGGCGAGAGAGGCGGUGGAUAGUGGGCGAGCGAUGAGGCACCUCAUUGGGUAUGUGGAGCGCAGCAAGCAGAUGCGGUGA